AUGUCGGAUGGGUCGUCGGAUGUGAGUCUGGACUUCGUGGGAGAGGACACCGCUAUGUUAAACGCCCACCAACCGCUGGUGAGGACCACCUCCAGGAGACCAGGGCCGGACACACGGCUCCAGGCUCCCGGAACGGCUGCAGGUCUGCUCCAGCUUCUCUCCAGGAUCACCCAAGCUGAGCAGGGGGGUCUUGGGAGCGGUGAUCAUAAAAUUCGGGACCAGCCGCAGAGGUCUCAGAGUGCAGGGCAGACAACGAAGAAGGACCGGAGGCUCAGGGGCCGGAACAAGAAAAGCCAAGGCUCUGCUGAGGCCGAGGAGUAAGCCGUUCUCCUCCACUCUCCUCGGAAACCCUCCUUCCCCUUCCAGUGGGCCUGGGAGAGCUUCACCGAAGACGGCCAGGCUCUGCUUCAGCCUGGCUCCGCCUCGGCCCCUGGCCACCAAGGCCUGCCCUCGCCCCCAGGGGUCACCCGGCCCAGGGCCAGGCACUCGUCGGCGGCCAGCCUCCCGGAGGCUCAUGACUUCUGCUGGAAGACGGAGGUGCCCAGCCUGGAGAAGAGACAGCAGCCCGGGGCCUGCAGCGGCCUCCUCGGGCCCCCAGGCAAAGGGGCGGGCCAGGCGCGGGAGCCCCCUGGGGAGUGCGGCUCAGAAUGGGCCCUGGAGUCUGAGGAGGCCGCUGAGCUGGAAGGCCCAGGUGCUGAGGAGGCCAAGAGGGGUCUGAGCCCUGGGGAACUGCCCCAGCUCCUCAGGAGGGGGGCGAUCUUGGAGGAGGAGCAGUUUGCAGAGGAGGCUGAAGAGGGGGAGCCCAGGACCCCCCCAAGAAGGAGGGCUGGUUCUCGAAGGAAGGGGCAGAAUUCUGGUGAGGAGACCUCAGACGAGCACCAACUGCAGUGCCAGGCGGGCAGCCCCAGUACCAACAGCCUCCGAGGACCGCAGAGGAGGAAGCCAAGGGCCCAGGAGCCGGAGGGUCUGCAGGACCUGGAGAGGCUGCGGAGGCAGUGGCAGCAGGAGUUGGACUGUGGCCUCAGAAAACAGCCCUGGAAGGCUCUGCGGACAGCUGUUCAGGCCUCCAGCUGGAGUGGGAAGGCCCACACCUUGCGAGAUGAUGAGACUUUCCUGUUUGCCAACUUCCCCAACCGCACCUUCCACAAACGGCAGGAGGCCACCAGAAGCCUACUGCAGGCCUGGGAGAGGCAACAGCUGGAAGAGCUGCAGCAGGCCGAGCUGCGGCGGGCCCGGGAGCAGCGGGUACAGCAGCAGGUGGCUCGCUGCCUGGCAGCCUAUGCGCCCAGAGGGAGCCGGGGGCCAGGAGCUGCCCAGCGCAAGCUGGAGGAGCUGAGGCGCCAGGAGCGACAGCGCUUUGCUGAGUACCAGGCAGAGUUGCAGGGCAUCCAGCACAGGGUGCAGGCCCGGCCCUACCUGUUCCAGCAGGCCAUGCAGGUCAAUGCCCGGCUCACGGUGACGCGGCGCUUCUCCCAGGUGCUGUCGGAACUGGGACUGGAUGAGGAGCAGCUGCUGGCUGAGGCAGGAAAGGGGGACAGAGAAGGUGCCCCCAGGAAACCCAGGAGCCACAGGUCAGUGGGGGCAAGAAUGCAGGACUCUUCUCAGAGCCCCACGAAGACAGGAUCCACCGGCAGCCAGCCUGAUAAGCACUCUAACUCAAGCUCAGACCAGGAGUCUGGUGUCUAAGAUUAAAAUUAAAAAUAAAAUUAAAUGCUUUGUGGAAAA
Molecule: messenger RNA, 1725 nt
Organism: Sus scrofa (pig)
Lineage: Eukaryota; Metazoa; Chordata; Mammalia; Artiodactyla; Suidae
Source: RefSeq, a predicted model, not a curated record